Kuraishia capsulata CBS 1993 is the source of this 1551-nucleotide messenger RNA. RefSeq lists its product as uncharacterized. Lineage: Eukaryota; Fungi; Ascomycota; Pichiomycetes; Pichiales; Pichiaceae. The record is from RefSeq and is a predicted model, not a curated record. Gene Ontology annotation, molecular function: aspartic-type endopeptidase activity. The coding region runs from base 1 to 1551 and encodes 516 amino acids. Gene Ontology annotation, biological process: proteolysis. The transcript has a single exon.
AUGAAGUUUCUCAGUUGCAUUGCUGCUUUCGCUUUUGUGGACCUCUCGGUCGCUCAAAAAGUUGUGAAACACAACUUUGACAUUUUGCGUGGUUCGUCUUUUGAAAAGGCCCAGAAGUACCAGACUCCCCAAUUUGUCAAGCGUGACGAUGACGAGUAUGAGUUCUUUAUCAACAACAUGGAGACCUACUACCAGAUGAACAUCUCAGUCGGAACGCCUGGGCAGGACAUGGCUGUGUUGUUGGAUACCGGAUCGUCUGAUUUGUGGCUCUAUGAUUCUGCUGCUAAGUACUGUUCGAAGCUGGCUACCUCCACAUCCAGUGUAGCGACUGCAUCCACCGAUUUGCUAUAUGGAGCAACUCCUUCGGAUUUCAUUAACCCAAAAUUUGACAAUUGUGGUGGUAUUGGUGGCUUUGACUCAGACAAGUCGUCAACUUUCCACCGUAAUAAGACCGAGUUCUUGAUCAAGUACGGUGAUAACACCACUGCGGAAGGUUAUUGGGGUCGCGAUCUGGUCACUAUUGGUGAUACCAAAAUAUCAAAUCUCACAUUUGCGGUUGCAGCAUUCACCAACUCAACACCAGUAUUUGGAAUUGGUUUGCCCGGAGCAGAAACUACGUUUGGUGAGUACUUCAUUGCAUCUGAGAACUACACCUACGAAAAUCUUCCUGCUAAGAUGGCUACCGAGGGGUUGAUAAACACCCCAGCAUACUCUUUGUUUCUUAAUGAUGUGGAUGAAGACGUUGGAUCUGUUUUGUUUGGAGGUGUUGAUCACUCCAAGUAUUCCGGUAACCUCACAACCGUCAAAGUGGUUGACUGGGAUGGAGGACUGCAGGUUACUGUUUCCGAAAUCGACAUUCAAAAGGGCGACAAGGUUGCUGCUUUUGCUCAAGGAAAGUACCUUGCACUGCUUGAUAGUGGAACCACUCUGACUUACCUGCCAAACGAAUUGUACGAGACCUUCCAGGAGUUCACAAACGCUACCUGGGAUGACAACAUCGAACAGUACUACUACGACUGUGACGAAAUUGCUGACACUACAAUUUCAUUUGACUUCACAGGAGCAAAGAUUGAGGUCCCUCUCAAAUCUUUCACCUUUAAACAAUUUGGCAAGUGUGUUUCGGGAAUUCAACGUUACGAUUACGACGACGUGACCUAUUUCAUCCUCGGUGACAAUUUCCUGAGAAACGCAUAUGUCGUCUACGACCUGGAGAACUUAGAAAUUUCACUAGCACAAGCCAAAUACAAUGGGGGGAAAGAGGAUGUUGAAGAGAUCACCAAGAAGGGUGUUCCAUCCGCUGUCAAGGCCAAAUACUAUUCCGAUACAUAUAUCAUUGGUGAACACGAUGUCACAGAUGCCACUUCAUUGCUUUACCAUUCGGCUACUCCAGUUGUUUCGGCUACCACCACUUCAAGCAAUUCAAAAGCUACUGGCACUGCUAGCUCGUCCUCGGCUUCUAGCUCAAGCAAGGGCUCCGCUUCGUCCAACUCGUUGAGCUCGUCUUUGUUAGUCUCCGUUUUUGGAUUGCUUUCCAUGUUGUCCUUUGCUUAA